AUGGGCAAGCAGACAAUCUACGAGACAACGUACGCGCACGCGCCGCUCAAGCUGCCGAAACUCGGGCUGUUCGAGUACCUCGUGCCGCAGCCAGGCCGGGCGCGCGCCGUGCCCGAGCAUGACCCCUCGCUGCCAGCGUACAUUGACGGGCUGGACGGCCGCGUCCUCUCCCGCGCCGACAUUGUCGACGGCGCGCUGCGCCUCGUCACUGGCCUGCGCGGGCUCGGCAUCAAGCGCGGGGACACGGCAUGCCUCUGGGGCCUGAACAGCCUCGAGUGGGUGCAGGCAGCGUACGGCCUCAUGGCGGCUGGCGUGACGAUCUCGCCGGCCAACGCGGCAUACGCACCGCACGAGAUCGCGUACCAGGUCAACAACUCGGACUCGCAGAUCAUCUUCCUCCACCCCGACCUGCUGCCCGUGUUCGACAAGGCGCGCGAGGAGCUCCAGCUGCCGUUCAAGGCCGACCGUGUCGUGCUCCUCACGCCUGCGUCGCGCCGUAAGCCAGAACACAAGGCGUACAAGACGGUGCACGAGCUCUUCGGUGCGCCGAGCAAGGCCGAGCGCUUCGACGGCGAUCAGGUGUUCGACACCCAGUGGCUGUGCUACUCGUCCGGCACGACAGGCUUCCCCAAGGGCGUGAUGACGACGCACAACAACAUGACGAGCCAGCUCGAGGCCGUCGAGGCGAGCUACGGCCAGUUCGCGACGGGCAAGAACGACGUCGUGCUGGGAUUCCUGCCUAUGAGCCACAUCUACGGCCUGACGAUGGUGCUCCUCCAGCCGUGGAUCGCCGGCAUCCCCGUCGUCGUCCUGCCGCGAUUCGAGGAGGUCGCCGCGCUCAACGCUAUCCAGAAGUACAAGGUCACACACGCGCUCGUCGUCCCGCCUGUCAUCAUCUUGCUCCUCCACUCGGCCAACGUGCCAAAGUACGACCUGUCGUCGCUCAAGACGCUCAUGUGCGGCGCCGCGCCGCUCAGCGGCGAGCUGCACGCAAUGUUUACGGCCAAGAUGCCCGCCAUCAAGCUCACGCAGGGGUACGGCAUGACCGAGUGCACGCCCGUGGUUCACGCGACGCCGUGGAACGAGUCGGAGGGCCGCGGCGCGUGGACGGGCCGCCUGAUCCCCACGUACCAGGCGCGCCUGGUCAAGGAGGACGGCGAGGACGCGGCCGAGGGCGAGCGCGGCGAGCUGUGGGUCCGCGGGCCGAGCGUCAUGAAGGGCUACCACAAGAACCCCGAGGCGACGGAGAAGACCAUGGCCCCGGGUGGGUGGUACAAGACGGGCGAUGUCUUGAUUGUCGACGAUGUCGGGUUCUACAUGGUCGUCGACCGCCUGAAAGAGCUCAUCAAGUACAAGGGCUUCCAGGUGCCCCCAGCCGAGCUCGAGGCGCUGCUCCUUUCGCACCCCAAGAUUGUGGACGCGGGUGUAGUUGGCGUGUGGGACGAGUCGCAGGCGACGGAGCUGCCGCGCGGCUACAUUGUCCCCGCACCCUCGGCCAACGCGACGACCGAGGCCGCACGCCACGCCCUCCGGCGCGAGGUCGACGCGUGGGUCGCGGCCCGCGUGGCCCCACACAAGCGGCUGCGCGGUGGCGUGGUGCUCGUCGACGCGAUCCCCAAGUCGCCGAGCGGCAAGAUCUUGCGCAAGGAUCUGCGCGCUCGGGCGACGCAGGAGUUUGAGGGCGAAAAGGCCGAGGCGAAGUUGUAA
Molecule: messenger RNA, 1707 nt
Organism: Vanrija pseudolonga
Lineage: Eukaryota; Fungi; Basidiomycota; Tremellomycetes; Trichosporonales; Trichosporonaceae
Product: 4-coumarate--CoA ligase-like 5
Exons: 5
Coding region: 1-1707 (568 amino acids)
Biological process (GO): secondary metabolic process
Molecular function (GO): CoA-ligase activity
Source: RefSeq, a predicted model, not a curated record